CGUGAAGAAAGCAGUGCGUCGUAUACCCGCGAUUCGAGUGUCCGCGUUCGUGUCGUCGUGGCGUUAAUUAGAAAAUCGAUCGUUUUACGCGCGUCUCGGUCCAACAAUCGUAGUUCCAUCGAUAGUCCAUAGUCAACAAUUCGCGAAAUCUGCGCUUAUGAAAUAUGUCGUUUGUACGCAAGUAUUAUAAGAAGACGCCGGUCUAUGUGGUCGAGAGCCACAAUGAGGUUUUGCCGCUAAUCUAUCGGUGCAUAGGGUCAAAGCAUCUGCCCUUCGAAGGCAACACUAUGAUACAUCUGGAUUCGCAUCCCGAUAUGUUAGCAUCAGAUUCUAUGUUGGCCGAUGUAGUCAGCAAUAAGCAUCAAUUGUUUGAUGAACUUAGCAUCGGAGAUUGGAUCUUGCCAGCAAUGUAUGCAGGUCAUCUUAAGAAUAUCAUCUGGGUGAAACCACCGUGGGCUAAUCAGAUGACUGAUGGUAUGCGGACGUUCCUCAUCGGUAAAGACAAAAGGACCGAGUUGAUAAGAUUGACUUGCCCCGAACCAUAUUUCCUCAGCGAGACUUUGUACGCAACACCGGAUGAACUUGAAAAUAUCCGUGAGGCCACUCUUCAUGUGAUAACCAUCGGAACUUUCAUUGAAGAUUCGACAAACAAAGAUGACUUUGUAACCAUCGGCUCGAUGUUGCGUCAGUACCUUCCUGAAAAGGAUACUCCGUAUAUCUUAGACAUCGAUCUCGACUUCUUCAGUACGAGAAACCCGUUUAAAACUCUGUAUGAACGCGUAAACCUCUACGACAAGUUGAUUUCUAUAUUUGCAUACAAGCACCCGGGAUCGGAUGAUCCAGAGAUUCUGAAAGAGUCCAGAGAAGAGAGGAAGAAACAGCUCUCGGAAUUGGAGGAGAUUUUCACACAUUUAUCACAAAAUCGUUCUCUAAAAGGUUUCGACGGUGAGAAGACAGCAAUAUAUGAGGCUGUGGAUCAGCUUUUUCAAGAAUUAAAAUUGGCCUAUCCAAAUUUGGAUAUUGAUUGGAUGAUGGUGUAUACCGCAGGUCUCACUGUAGACGAUCAGGGUCUACCCGAACACGUGACGGAACCCAAUGAUCUUGAUCGCUUGAUCAGUGGAACAUUUAGAUCAUUUUUGGCGGCUCUCCCUACACCUCCAACAAUUGUCACCAUAGCUAGAUCUAGCGAUGAUGAAUAUACGCCUCCCGAAAGCGUAGAUCAAAUUCAGAUUGACGUUCUCGAUCAACUUGGCGAACGUAUAGAACCGGAAGUAGACGUGCAACUGAUUUAUCAGGAAAAUCAAGAACAAGCAUGAAUCUUGAAAAGUUUGUAUUAUCCCACCCUUUAAAUCCUUAACAUCACAAUUUUUGAAAUAAAGGUAUAUCAAGAAUAUA
Molecule: messenger RNA, 1395 nt
Organism: Linepithema humile (Argentine ant)
Lineage: Eukaryota; Metazoa; Arthropoda; Insecta; Hymenoptera; Formicidae
Gene: MESR6
Product: misexpression suppressor of ras 6
Source: RefSeq, a predicted model, not a curated record